UUUCUCUAAGAAAAAGAAUAGUCAGUGUCGGCAGCAAAAGAAUAUUAACCUCUAAGUAACAAUGUAAUAUCAUGGUUCUAAAACAAAUGGUUCCUACCACAGUUUUGAUUUGUGUACUCUCAUAUUGUGAUCAAUUUAUGUAUUCAAUAAAAUUUGUUUCAAGGUUUCUGAACAUAAUAAGUACAUCCAUGAGCCCGUCAUUAGUUCAUUCCUACAAACCAGAUGUGUGAAUGUUUGUAGAAUUUGAAAAAGACUAAAAAUGUAUUUUUCUCUUUAAUUUUCAAAGAACCAACACACAUUAUUUCAAAUUGUUUCAUUAUAUUCAUCUUCAAAUAAUGUCAAAUAUAAUCAUGAGGUUGUGACUGAUCAUUCUACUGGAUCAUUCUAAAGAUUGGAAAAUGUUUUAUGAACUCCAGCUCCAAUAACCCCAUGUUGGUUUAGAGAUUAUGGAAGCUGCUGUCAAAAAUAUUAACUUUUCCAAGCUCUGGAUAAUUUUCAUACAGGUUUAACCUGACUCCUCCUUUAGAAAAUGUGAGUCAUGCUAAAUAGGUUGUUGUGAGUUUUUCGGCUUGUAUGGCCAUGUUCCAGAAGCAUUCUCUACUGAUGUUUCCCCCACAUCUAUGGCAGGCAUCCUCAAAGGUUGUGAGGUGUUGAGAACUAAGCAAGUGGGGUUUAUAUAUCUGUAGAAAGAACUCGUGUGUUAAUGUAGUAAUUGCCUAUUGAUUAGCAUUCAAUAGUCUGGCAGCUUCAAAGCCUGGCUGUUUCCUGCCUGGGGGAAUCCUUUGUUGGGAGGUAUUAACUGGCCCUGAUGGUUUCUUGUCUGGAAUUCCCCUGUCUUCUGAGUGUUGCUCUUAAUUUACUGUCCUGAUUUUUUAAGAGUUUUUUUAAAUACUGGUAGCCAGAUUUUGUUCAUUUUCGUAGUUUUUUCCUUUCUGUUGAAAUUGUCCAGCAUUUCUGUGUUGAUGAACCAACCUGAUGAACCAACCUGGACACAGCAUAUUAUUUGAGAACACAGAAAUGCUGGACCACUCUAACAACCACCAUAUCAGACUACACAGAGAAACCACUGAAAUCCACAAGCGUGUGGACAUAGUUUCCAACACCUCACAACCUCUGAUGAUUCUUGCCAUAAAUGUGGGCGAAACGUCAGGUGAGAAUGCUUCUGGAACAUGGCCAUACAGCCCGGAAAACUCACAACAACCCAGUAAUUCCAGACAUGAAAGCCUCCGACAACUCAUGCUAAAUGAAUUUAAAUCUACAUACUUCUGGCUGUGCAUAUAAUUCCAGUAACACAAAUAGAGCAAGUUCUUUUUAGCUGGGAAAUCAGACAAAAGUGGUAAGUCUAUGGGACCCACAUUUCAGCAGCAGAUGGCGGCAAUAUGAAGGAUAGGGUGGACAGGGCCAAACCCAAGUAGGCUGAAAUAGAUGCAGAUGAUCUGGAUUUUAUAUGGCAGUGUAGAAGGGGCCUUAGGGUCACUAUAAGACAAAAACAACUUGAAGGUACAGAACAAAGCAACUUCCUACCUUGGAAGCUGGGUUUUAAUCACUUGAUUCCCUUACAGCUGUUUACCUGUAAAUAGCUCCAACUUAUCUAUAAGUAAUGUGACUUACUUAUAGAUAAGCAUACAUAUUAUUGCAAUUUAAAUUCAGUUAAGACAACUUAACUUUCUUUCCUCCGCAUUUGCCUUAGGGGCACUGUAGUCCGAACUUACAUCAAGGUACAAAAUAACAAUAGCAGGCUAAUUCUUAAAGUUUGCAUACUUCCUUAUCUCCAGUCAGAGGAAACUUGCAGCUGAAUGUAAAAGCCCACACUUAACAUAUAAAUGGUUUGAAUAAUGCUACAUCCUUGAAGUAGAAGGUCCUCCUGCUUUAAAGCAGCAGCCUUCUUUUGCAUUUUUAGCUUCCUAAGUCGGAGUCAGUGUUUAAUAAAAAGAGGCGACUUCCUGAAUUUUCAAACUUUUUUUAAGCAAAGAGAUAAACAAAAUGUUCAAAUAUCAACCUGAUUAUUUAAAGGACUUUGGUGACUUAACAUGCUGCAUAAUACCUUUUAUUGGCAAGUAAAAAGGCUUAAAAAGUAACUAGAUGCAUUCUAGUGUUCAAAGUUCAGCAUUAAGCUUUAUAUAUUAUUUUGAGGGAUUCCAGUCAUCAACAGAGCUUGUUAAUUUGUUUGAUGUGUAUUGAUUUUCAAGGAUUUUUUUAAACUUGCGGCAAUAGUAGCUUUGCAGGUCAUGGAAGGACCAGAACUGCCUGGGUUGUUGGUAAACGAAGUAGGUGGCAUACUCGGGAUCUUGGAAGCACACUUGCCAUUUCUGAAGAAGCACUUUCACCUGAUCACCAUGAAAGAAUUCCUUGAGAGCAAAGAACGUUUCAGUGCCAAAGUCAAGGCUAUUUACGUCUGGUGGCACAAACCAGUCAUUGAUCGGGAACUUUUGGACAGCCUGCCUGACUUGAAAGUGAUUGCAAAUUCAGGAGUAGGAAUGGAUCACUUGGAUCUGAAACUGAUCUCUGGAUAUGGAGUGAGAAUGGCCAAUGCUCCUCAUGCUGUGUGCAGCAGCACAGCAGAUAUUGGCAUGGCUCUUUUGCUAACAGCCGCUAGAAGACUAAUUGAAGGUUGUCAGAUUGCUGUUUCCCCUGAUACUAAACAUUUCUCUAGUAAUUGGCUAGGAGAAGAUGUUACUGGUGCGACUCUGGGCAUCAUUGGAAUGGGCAGCAUUGGCUACAAAAUAGCUCAAAGAGCCAAAGCUUUUGAGAUGAAAAUUCUUUAUCACAACAGGAACAGAAGAAAAGAAGAUGAAGAACGACUUGUGGGUGCCUGCUAUUGUCCUAAAAUAGAAGACUUGCUCCAGGAGUCUGACUUUGUCAUGGUAGUGGUCAGUCUAACACCUCAGACGUACCGACUAAUUGGGAAGAAGGAGCUGGAGCUGAUGAAGCCCACAGCUACUCUCAUAAACAUAUCUAGAGGUCCAGUCAUAGACCAAGAUAUGCUUGUGGAAGCCCUUCAAAGUGGUAUCAUUAAGGGUGCAGUCAUGGAUGUUACUUAUCCUGAACCAUUGCCCAGAGAUCAUCCGCUGUUAAAAUUAAAGAAUGUUAUCAUAACACCUCACCUUGGUGCCAGGACAACAAAAACUGCCUUUAUGAUAACAGAGGAAGCAGUAGCAAAUAUACUGGCUGCUCUUAAUGGUCUCCCAAUGCCCAAUGAAGUGCUCCCUGGUUAAGCAUGCUGGAUAUCAUCACCCAGAAUACAAAUUUAUCCUACAUUUUUUCCUAGUAUAAUAGGGAUAUUGAUUCAGUAUUGAUCUCACAUAUAUAAACAUUCCUUAAUUAACCUUUGAAAAGGAAGCUCCUGUUACUAAUACUUUUUUUUUGCCUAACCAAUCCCCUUUUCUCUUUGUCAUCUGUACAGAUAAAGAAAUCUUUUAUCUGCAUUGGCAUUGAGAAAUGGUGAAGAAGGGCUGGAAAAAUGUAAAUGUUCAAAAUUGGGUUAUAGCAGUAUGCCUUCAGUAAACAGUACAAUAAAGAAUGGGAUUAUUCUCAGCCA
Anolis carolinensis (green anole) is the source of this 3538-nucleotide messenger RNA. Its product is annotated as probable 2-ketogluconate reductase. The record is from RefSeq and is a predicted model, not a curated record. The transcript is spliced from 6 exons. Lineage: Eukaryota; Metazoa; Chordata; Lepidosauria; Squamata; Anolidae. Gene Ontology annotation, molecular function: oxidoreductase activity, acting on the CH-OH group of donors, NAD or NADP as acceptor; NAD binding. Bases 2229 to 3215 code for a protein of 328 amino acids.